Molecule: messenger RNA, 1740 nt
Organism: Aureococcus anophagefferens
Lineage: Eukaryota; Pelagophyceae; Pelagomonadales; Pelagomonadaceae
Exons: 2
Cellular component (GO): cytosol; nucleus
Molecular function (GO): calcium ion binding; protein serine/threonine phosphatase activity
Source: RefSeq, a predicted model, not a curated record
AAAUCUGAUCCGAUGGCUUGCGUUCGAGGCCGCUUCCGCAUGCUGCGGCCCUUGGCGCCGCUCAAACACCGACGACGAACGCAACCCACCCGCGAGCAGUCGUCGUCGGCCGCCUGGGCCGCGCUGGACAGCAUCGAGACGACGGAGCGCGUGCGCGUGGCGGGCCUCCUGAAUGCCAUGGCGGGCCUCGCGGGGCGGCGCGGCUUCGAGAGCUUCGACUUCGAGGACAUCCGGCCGAACUCCAUGAACCCGCACCGCGGCGCCUGGCGGAGCGACGUGCGCCUGCCGCUGAGCGGCAACGGCGGAGAGGCGCUCGUGCGCUACGUGCUCCGGGGCUCGCGGCUGACGGCGGGCGACGUCGCGCUGCUCAUGGACGCGGGCGCGGCGGCCCUGGGCAAGGAGCCGCGGGUCGAGGACUACGUGGUCUCCGGCCGCGCGACGGUCGUCGGCGACCUCCACGGGUCGCUCGGCGACCUGGGAGCCGCGAUGGAGCUCGCGGGCCGGCCGUCGCCGAGCAAUCUGGUCGUGUUCAACGGCGACUUCGUGGACCGGGGCCCCGACGGCGUCGAGGUGCUCUGCGCCGUGGUGGCGCUGAAGCUCGCCUUCGGGCCCUGGGUGCACCUGAACCGGGGCAACCACGAGGACGCGUCGCUGUCGCGGGUGUACGACUUCGAGGGCGAGCUCGUGGCCAAGUACGGCGACGAGGCGGCGCCGCUGCUCGAGAAGGCGUCGGAUUUGUUCGCGGCGCUCCCGCUGGCCUGCGUGCUCGAGGCGGGGCGGUCCAAGACGCUCGUGCUGCACGGGUGCGUGCCGCGCGACCUGCCGCCGCUCGCCGCGAUCCGCGGCGCGGGCCGCGUCGUGAGCUGCGCGGCGGCGCACUACGACGAGAACGCGACGCCCGACGAGCGCCUCGUCCAGGACGUGCUCUGGUCCGACCCGAGCGGCGAGGUCUGGGAGCCCGCGGGCGUGCCGAACUGGAGCCGCGGCGGCGCCGGCUGCGUCGUCGGCGACGAGGCGCUCUCCGCCUGGCUCGCGCGCGAGGGCGUGACGCGGCUCGUGCGGUCCCACGAGACCGUCGCGACGGGCGCCGAGGUCGCGGACCUGGGCGCCGGCCGCGAGCGGUGGACCGUCUUCUCCGCGUCGCGGUACCCGCACCGCGAGGGCCUGAACAAGGCCGCGGUGCUCGUCGUCGACGACCUCGGCGGCGUGGCGCCGCGGCGCUGGGACGCGGGCGAGGGCGUCGAGAGCCGCGCGGACCCCGAGGCCGUGGAGAAGCGCGUCCGCGCGGCGCUCUGGCGCCACCGCGCGCCGCUGCGGGCCGCGCUCGCGGAGGCGGGGUCCCUCGCCGCGGCGGCGGACGCCUGCGCGGCGGUCGUCGGCCAGCCGUCGAUCGUCUGGCGCGACGCGCUGCUGCCGCCGCUGGGCCGCCCGUCCGAAGGGGGAUCGUGGGCGGACGCGCUCCUCGACCCGAGCCGGCGGCGCAGCCUCGGGCCCUUCAAGCAGCCGCGGCGGUCGCCGACGUCGCGGGCGGCGAACGGGCUCUUCGACCUCAUGGACGCGGACCACGACGGCGUCCUCACCGCCGACGAGUUCUUCGCGGCCGUCGCCGCCGUCAACGCCGCGCUGCCCGCGGAGCGGCGCAUCGACGGCGAGUCGGUCUGGGGGCUCCUCGACAGCAACGGCGACGGCGCGCUCGACAAGAGCGAACUGGCCGAGGCGCUGGACCGGCGACUGGCGGGC